AUGGAGGGAAGCGACACGGAAGAAGAUGAUGGAGUGGAUGAUGUUUUUGGUGGUGUCAAAAACUGUCCUCCAUCUGUUCUUUUAAUUCCUCUGAUGGAGCUUACUUUGACUAAUGAUACAACUAAUCUGAGUUACUGGUUGACAUGGAAGUUCUUAUUGUGUGCAAUAUGGGUCUUUACUUCCAUGGUUAUAGCAUCAUAUCUAAUUUGGAAAUACGAAGGGUCAACUAAUACAGAUAAUUAUAAAGAGGUGAAACAGCAAGAAAGGGUGUGGUUUAAUUAUGAUUCUGAAGCAUGGAUGCCAUGUAUAAAGGGAAUACAUCCUGCAUGGUUAUUGACUUUCCGAAUCAUUUCCUUUUGUUUGCUUCUAGCAGCUGGAACCUCUGAUGUUGCCAUUCAUGGGACUGAUUUAUUUUUCUAUUAUACUCAGUGGACUUUGUCUUUGGUUACCUUUUAUUUUGCGUUUGGAUCAGUGCUCUCGGCUUACGGAUGUUUGAGGCAACAUAAAAGAUAUGAUGUGGGUGAGGAGCAAGAAUUUCUUUUGCCUCUCACCCAUGAGGAGAAUACAAAGAGUCAGCAAGGAAAAAGUCAUUUUUCGAUGACUGCUUCAUUUUGGGGCUACGUAUUUCAAAUCAUGUUCCAGAUGAUUGCUGGGGCGGUGAUGCUGACAGAUUCUGUUUAUUGGAUAGUGAUGGCUCCAUUCCUUACGGUCGUAGGUUAUGAAAUGGGUUUUUUGACGGUUGUUGCACAUUCACUUAAUCUUGUUUUGCUCCUUGCGGACACAACCUUGAAUAGCUUGGACUUCCCUUGGUUCCGAAUUUCAUACUUUCUAUUAUUGACUAGUUUCUACGUGCUUUUUGAGUGGAUUCUUCAUGCCUUUGUUGCAACUUGGUGGUCAUACCCAUUUCUCGACUUAUCAAUGGAAUAUGCUCCAUUGUGGUAUUUGAUCGUUGCAUUAUUGCAUCUUCCAUGCUACACCAUCUUUUUGCUUGUUGUUAAACUUAAAUAUCACAUAUUGUCUCGAUGGUAUCCUGAUUCUUUUCAAUCUUUGAGAUGAUUGUUUUAUGUUGAUGAGCAUAUUGUUUUUGUAUAUGACUCUAGUAUUUUUUUUAUGAAUCAUACAAAAGAAAGC
Lactuca virosa is the source of this 1131-nucleotide messenger RNA. NCBI's taxonomy places the organism in Eukaryota, Viridiplantae, Streptophyta, Magnoliopsida, Asterales, Asteraceae. The record is from the annotation of a GenBank genome assembly.